Molecule: messenger RNA, 1365 nt
Organism: Helobdella robusta
Lineage: Eukaryota; Metazoa; Annelida; Clitellata; Rhynchobdellida; Glossiphoniidae
Exons: 9
Coding region: 1-1365 (454 amino acids)
Cellular component (GO): membrane
Source: RefSeq, a predicted model, not a curated record
AUGUGCAAUGUUGUGUGGAUUUUGUCGUGCUGUUUCAGGGGAAGUUGUCGACUUUGUUGUUCUGGCGUACCAGCUUGCACCACAUCAUUAUCCGCCAGGAUCACCUAUCUAGUGUACUUAGUCAUUGGAAUCAUUGUAACAUGCAUUUUUAUGGCUCCAGCUGUUACCGAAUCACUUAGCAAGUUUGAAUCAUUCUGCAAGUCAGCAUCUUUGUACAUUCCAACUCAGCCAGUGAGCAAAUGCAAUGAUAUAACAGCUGGUGUGAAGAAUGUUGUUGGAUUCCCAGCUGUUUACAGGAUGUGCUUUGGCAUGUCACUCUUCUUCUUUGGCUUCGUGAUACUCAUGAUAAAGGUAAAAUCAUCAAAUGAUUACAGGGCUUACAUUCAGAACGGGUUCUGGUUUUUUAAAUUCAUCAUCUUAGUUGGAUUAAUAGUUGGAUCCUUCUUCAUCCAUGCUCCCAAUUUUGAAUUUGGCUUUAUGAUAAUUGGAGCCAUUGGAUCCUUCUUAUUUUACAUCAUACAAAUGGUCUUGAUUGUUGAUUUUGCUUACGGAUGGACAAUAAAUUGGGUGCAAAGAUACGAAAACACCGACCAAAAAUUUUGGUUCUAUGGAAUCAUAGCAUUUUCAUUUUUAUUUUACUUCAUGUUUAUAGGCGUUUGUGUCGUGCUGUUUAUCUUUUAUGCGGCAGGAGAUUGUGACCUCCAUAAAUUCUUCAUCUCAUUCAACUUGAUUCUCUGUGUGAUUGUGUCCGUUAUAUCUGUGUUACCAAAAGUUAAAAAAUACAAUCCUCACUCUGGCCUCCUUCAGUCAUCAGUUGUCAGUUUGUACACAAUGUACAUCACCUGGACAUCAAUGGCCAGUUCUCCAACGUGCAACCCCCUAAGCAAGUGCUUACAAAUGCCAGAUGGAUCAAAUUCAACUACUGUUAAUUUGGAGACAUGUACAUUUGAAACUUUUAGUUAUGAUGUCAUUGUCCCACUCGUCAUUUUACUCUUUUGCAUUCUAUAUGCAGGAAUAUCAGAUGCAAGCAGUGAUGCCAUAGACACGGUUAGAGGCAUAUCAACAAGAGCUGAUGCAGUUGUUUCAGAUUCUGAGCAGACGAAAGAUUCAGAGAAGGGAGGUCAGAAGGUGGUUGAUGACGAGAAGGAAGGAUGCAAAUAUAAUUACAGCUUUUUCCAUUUCAUGUUCCUACUUUCUGUCCUCUUCCUCAUGAUGACUCUCACACAUUGGUUCACGCCUAAUGCUCCAAGCAUGCACACAGUACCUGCAGUCUGGGUGAAAAUAGCUAGCAGCUGGAUGAACCUGCUAAUUUAUUUAUGGAUUCUUUUAGCACCUAUAAUUUUAAGAAACAGAGAAUUUACAUGA